AACAGGUCAGUGUGCCGUUGGACGCCGAGAUGUACGGAUUGGUGUUUCUCUUGGUCGUUGCCGCUGCGUUCGGUGGGGGACAUGGGUUCGAACAGACACAGCUGAGAGAGGGGACCGUUGCGGACCGCGUGAAGGUGAGCGUGUACUUCGAGUCGCUGUGUUCUGACUCGAUGAAAUUCUUCAAGAGCCAGCUGUAUCCUGUGUGGCAGGACCUCCAGGACAUCAUCGACCUUGAGUUCAUCCCCUUCGGCAAGGCCAGGGCAACUCCGACAGAAACGGGCGACUAUGAAUUUGAGUGCCAGCACGGACCCGACGAGUGCUACGGGAACCGCGUAAUGUCCUGCGCCCAGAACUCCCUCCCUAUUGGCACCCAGGUCGAAUUCUUUCAGUGUAUGAUGACCAAGCGGUACCCGGCGUUCUUUGGGAAGCAGUGCAGCGAGGAAAUAGGCAUCGCUUGGGCGCCCCUACAGGAAUGCGCCGAGAGCCCAAAGGGAGCCGCUAUGCUCUACCAGAACGGCAUCCGCACGGCCUCGCUCAAGCCGCGGGUGCACUUCAUUCCGACCAUCACGAUCAACGGGAGGUAUGACAACCGCCAGCUGCGCGUUUCCCUCAUGGCUUUGAGGAGUCAGAUUUGCGCAAGUUAUGACGGGCCGCCACACCAGAACUGUUUGUAGAUGACUAACCUUAUCCUGCAGGUUCCGAAAGGAUCGUCACCUCGUUUUCCUGGGAUAAUGUGCAGUGUAAGUGUGAUUCUUAAAGAAGAACACAAAAAACAAAACAUUUAAGCUCGUAGCAACUUGUGUGGGAAAUAUUUUCUGAUAUUGUGGAGAAAACACAGAGAAAUCGCUUUCCAAUUGAUACGGAAAUGAACGAUACAAUUGUUGUUACUUUCCAUCUUUAUAUGGUAAUUAGCUUGUUAUUUAAAUAUUUUGAAAUCCCGCCACUGCCUUAGGAUAUUUAUAUUUACUGUGACAUAAUUACUUUUGUUUCCCUCAUAAGAAUGCAAUGAAUUUGUAAAGAGGAUAUUAUUCCUAAAUAUGGGAAGUUCUCUUGUACGCUUAAUAUCAUAUUUUAUUUAACUAGUGUAUAUUUCUUGAUAUUUUCCUUUCUUUUAUUUUGUAUUUGUUACCUCUUAAUUGUUGCUGCUAUUAUGUAAAAGGGCAUUUGAUAUUGCAUUGUCUUCAGCUGACUAUUGUAAAAUCGUGGACUGAUAUCACCAUGGUGUUUUUUUAUACAAAAAAGUAAAAGAUCCAGCUCAAACUUGUUA
This is a messenger RNA of Penaeus chinensis, 1267 nucleotides long. RefSeq names its product gamma-interferon-inducible lysosomal thiol reductase-like. The coding region runs from base 30 to 674 and encodes 214 amino acids. The record is from RefSeq and is a predicted model, not a curated record. Lineage: Eukaryota; Metazoa; Arthropoda; Malacostraca; Decapoda; Penaeidae. The transcript has 5 exons. Gene Ontology annotation, molecular function: oxidoreductase activity, acting on a sulfur group of donors, disulfide as acceptor.